Messenger RNA from Micropterus salmoides (largemouth bass), 1378 nucleotides. It is a transcript of the gene cbx1b, whose product is annotated as chromobox homolog 1b (HP1 beta homolog Drosophila). Gene Ontology annotation, biological process: chromatin organization; negative regulation of transcription by RNA polymerase II. The record is from RefSeq and is a predicted model, not a curated record. The transcript has 6 exons. Gene Ontology annotation, cellular component: pericentric heterochromatin; nucleus. Gene Ontology annotation, molecular function: chromatin binding. Lineage: Eukaryota; Metazoa; Chordata; Actinopteri; Centrarchiformes; Centrarchidae. The coding region runs from base 202 to 819 and encodes 205 amino acids.
AAACGACACAUCUGACUGUAGCCAAGCUAGCGGCUCCGUGUUUUGACAACCAAUCAAGACAAACGGCGACGGUAUCGCUACUAAUAUAAUUGCGAGAGCUCGGCUGUCCUGUUCUUUUAUUUCGGCGCGGGUGGACGUUAAAAUAACAUUUUUUUUAAAAAUUGUAAAUCAUCGGAACCUGCUGGUCCCCAGGUCUACCUGAUGAGUAUGAGCCUGACUACAGAACCCCCUAACGAUGGUCCCACAGUUACAGAAGUUUCCAACCCGUCAGAGAGUAAAAUGACUACACCUGAGAAGAAGGACAAGAAGCCAGAUGAUGUGCCUGAGGAAGAGGAGGAGGAGGAAGAAUACGUGGUGGAAAAGGUCCUGAAUCGGCGGGUGGUGAAAGGGAGAGUAGAAUAUCUUCUCAAGUGGAAAGGCUUCUCAGAGGAAGAUAAUACGUGGGAGCCAGAAGACAACCUGGACUGUCCAGAUUUAAUUGCAGAAUUUCUGCAGUCCCAGAAAACGGCGCACGAUGGAAAGCGGAAGGCGGCCGGAGACACAGAUGGAGACGAAAAUAAAACAAAGAAGAAAAAAGACGACACAGAGAAGCUAAGGGGCUUUGCUCGAGGGCUGGAUCCAGAAAGGAUUAUUGGUGCCACAGAUUCCACAGGAGAACUCAUGUUUCUGAUGAAAUGGAAAAAUUCUGACGAAGCGGACCUGGUGCCGGCGAAGGAGGCCAAUGUGAAGUGUCCGCAGGUGGUCAUCUCUUUCUACGAAGAGAGACUUACUUGGCACUCGUAUCCCACCGAAGACGAGAAAAAAGACGACAAAAACUAACACAGGGCGAAGGGGCAGGGGCAAAAAAGAAACUGUAGUUUUGAACUUCAUUGUACUUUCGGCAGGAUUCGGGGAGGGAGGGGAUCAGAGACAAGCAAGACAUCAAUGGACUCAUUCGUCUUUUGGUGUAGUAUCACUCAUUUGAUUCUGCUUUUAUCUGGUUAGAACCUAACUGUAAAUAUGCUUCAGGUUUGCUUGACAAAAUCCAAAUGAAAUGUACAACGCAGUGUUCACUGAGGAUCCACUCCAGUUUUAAGAAAACUGCUCGGCUACUUCAGUAACUUUUUCACAUAGCAUUUGGUCCAGUGUUCAGUCAUCUUGCUAUGGCGUUGUAUUGGUGAGGUGAUGUUUUUAUUUCAUUAGUGUGCCAUUUUUUUUAUAAACGCAUCGGUGCUUCUGAGGGCAAAACUGUGUUCAUCUUAGCUGUUUCCUUAGGACCCGUUUGGUGUAUCAUUAUGGACCCUUUUCGGUGAUUCAUUUGGUCAUUGGAAAUCUUUGUAGUGUUUUUCAUGAACAUGUCUUGCUUGUCGGUUUUGGAGAAUAAAUCACUUUUUGUUAC